Messenger RNA from Phymastichus coffea, 591 nucleotides. RefSeq names its product pheromone-binding protein Gp-9-like. The transcript has 5 exons. NCBI's taxonomy places the organism in Eukaryota, Metazoa, Arthropoda, Insecta, Hymenoptera, Eulophidae. The record is from RefSeq and is a predicted model, not a curated record. Gene Ontology annotation, biological process: sensory perception of smell. Gene Ontology annotation, molecular function: odorant binding. Bases 113 to 514 code for a protein of 133 amino acids.
AGUUUGAUGUAAUUAUCUUUCGCUCGUAUAAAACUUCUGUUCGUACAUUCACAGAAUUUAGUUGAAUAUCGAAUUCCUUGUUUUUCACAAGUUUUGUACCAAAAUCUCCAUCAUGAAGCUCAUUAUUUUGACAUUUUGUAUGCUGUUAGUCGCAGUUCAAAAUGUGUGCGGAGAUGAAGAAUCCAUGAAAAGUUUUAAGGAGUGUUUGGACGAAAAUGACAUUAAAGGCGAUAUUGAAAAAUUGAAGGAGAAUGAUGAUCCGAAACUUCGUUGCAUUAUGGCGUGUGUAAUGGAAAAAGAGGGAAUAUUGAAAAACGGAAAUGUUCAGCUGGAUAAAUUGAAACAGGACCUUUUAAAAGAUGCUGAGAGGCUGGGCGAAAAGAAAAUAUCCGAAAUAGUGAACACCUGUGGAGAUUUAGCAAAAGAAUUAACGGACGUAUGUGACCAAGCAAAUGUUGUAGGCAUGUGUAUAAAAGAGGAAUUCGCUAAGUAUGAUAUUAAUUUCGAGAAAUAAAAGCUUCUUGUAUAAAAAUUAAUAAUAUUUGUUACAAUUAAUCAUAUAAACGCGUAAAUAUAUACAUAUAAAAUUUG